AUGCCGGACGGCUACGCCGAGCCCGACUUCCGAAUUUCCGGGGAGAUAUGCAAAGGCGACAAUGGAAGGUUUCAGUGGGACUAUGGAUACAAAUGCUGGUAUACGCGGACAAUCCAGGGUCUCAUUAACUCUCAUAGUCCCAUGCAAGUCUCCGGUUCCACAGUUAACGGUGCCGGAUGUAAGAAGCUUGGGUGCCAUGAAGGUGCACAAGUCUGGAUUUGCAAUGAUCUUACCAUCUUCAAGAACACCCGUGACAUUUUAGUCAACUCCCUCGACGUUGGCUGGGUAGUCGAUGAAAUGAUGAGUACCCCAGGGCCGCAAGGCUCUGGCAGUGUUGGUAGCCUUAGAUGA
Messenger RNA from Penicillium cosmopolitanum, 351 nucleotides. RefSeq lists its product as uncharacterized. Bases 1 to 351 code for a protein of 116 amino acids. Lineage: Eukaryota; Fungi; Ascomycota; Eurotiomycetes; Eurotiales; Aspergillaceae. The record is from RefSeq and is a predicted model, not a curated record. The transcript has 2 exons.